Molecule: messenger RNA, 2802 nt
Organism: Helianthus annuus (common sunflower)
Lineage: Eukaryota; Viridiplantae; Streptophyta; Magnoliopsida; Asterales; Asteraceae
Exons: 3
Coding region: 1-2802 (933 amino acids)
Source: RefSeq, a predicted model, not a curated record
AUGACGCGGACCGAUGCGUUCAUGAAAAAUCAGGAGCAAAUUAAUAAAAAUAACGAACUACAGUUCAAGAAUCAGCAGGCCGCCCUCCUCGAUCUUCAGAGGACAGUAGGCGGGCUUGCUAAGCAGUUACAGGAGCACCCACCGGGUCAGUUUUCGGGAAACACUUUCCCGAAUCCCGCGAAUCAGUCAGCGAAGGCGAUUACGACUCGUAGUGGGAAGAGUUUGGGAGAGGUUGUGAGAGAAGAAGUUGAGGAUGAGAGAGAGGAUGAAGUCGAUGAGGAGAUCGAGAUGGAGGCUCCAGGCAAGGUGCACACGAGGCUAGCCCCAGCAAGUAUCGCACACGCCGAGGAGUCGCCAGUAGAGAAGAGAGUGGAGAAGCAGCCGACGAGGGGUCGGCCGACACCGGUGAUUGAUUAUUCUCGCCUUCCGUUUCCCGCCCGUGCCAGGCAGCAGAAAUAUGCUCAGGAGUACGGGAAAUUCCUCGAGAUGUUUACUCAGUUGAAGAUAAAUCUUCCGUUCAUCGAGGCGCUUCAGUCUAUGCCUAAGUACGCGAAAUUCCUUAAAGAUCUUUUGAAGCGUAAGGAGAGAAUCGGUGAGCUUUCGAAUAUUCCAUUGACAGGAGGUUGUUCUGCGGUAGUCUUGAAUAAGCUACCAGAGAAGUUGACCGACCCUGGCACAUUCACGAUUCCAUGUUUCUUUGGGGGAGCCGUUACCCCUUCUCAUGCCUUAGCCGAUUUAGGGGCCAGCAUCAAUCUGAUGCCAUUCUCGUUGUAUGAGCGACUUGGUCUAGGAGAGCUUACACCCACGCGCAUGUCAUUGUCCUUGGCUGACCGAUCAGUCAAGUAUCCUCGUGGGAUAGUAGAGAAUUUGUUGGUGAAGGUCGAUAGGUUUGUGUUCCCAGUAGAUUUCGUUGUGCUCGACAUGGAGGCCGAUGAGAGAGUUCCUAUUAUUCUAGGCCGUCCAUUCCUUCGAACCGCAAAGGCGAUCAUCGACGUCUUUGACGGUAAGAUUUCUCUUCGUGCGGGUGAUGAGAUUGUCACAUUCGAGAUUGACAGAGCGAUGCAGCAUCCUAGCGGCCGUGAUGAUGAUGUUGGGCCGUGUCAUUCCGUUUACUUUCUCAAUUCAUUCAUAUCUUGCGUCGACACGUGUCUUGAGUACAUUAGUGGAGCUGAUUUAGUAGGCGAGGGAGUUGUUGACGAGCAUUCUGAGGAUGAGGUAGAUGAGCUCGAUGCGAUUAGUGAUGAGAGUACUCCCGUAGAGAUUCCACCGCCUUUAGAACUUAAGGUUCUUCCUUCACAUCUCGAGUACGCGUUUCUAGGAGAGAAGCCGAGUAUGCCUGUCAUCAUUUCUUCAAAGUUGACAGAGGAGGAGAAGGCGAGGUUGAUUGAGGUGCUUAGAAAGUACAGUGAUGCGAUUGCAUGGAGGCUAUCCGAUAUCAAGGGCAUCAGCCCUACCUUUUGCACGCAUCGCAUUCUGAUGGAGGAUGUUUUCAAGCCUGUAGUGCAGCCGCAGCGUCGGUUGAAUCCGAAUAUGCAGGAGGUAGUGAAGAAGGAGGUGAUGAAGCUUUUAGAGUCUGGUUUGAUCUAUCCUAUUUCUGAUUCAGCUUGGGAUAUGGUCGAGAGUUCGAUGGAGGUGUUUAUGGACGAUUUCUCAGUGUAUGGUAGUUCUUUCAAUCAGUGCUUGAUGAAUCUUGAGAGGAUGUUGAAGAGAUGUGUGGAGACGAAGUUGAUGCUGAACUGGGAGAAGUGUCACUUCAUGGUGACUGAGGGGAUUGUGCUAGGGCACAAGAUUUCGCGAGCAGGUAUUGAGGUUGAUAGAGCGAAGAUUGACACGAUUAGCCAGCUCCCUCCGCCAACUAGUGUGAAGUCGGUUCGUAGUUUUCUCGGUCAUGCGGGAUUUUAUAGGCGCUUCAUUAGGGAUUUCUCCAAAAUCACUCGCCCCAUGACGCGAUUGUUGGAGAAGGACGUUCCUUUCAUCUUUGACGAGGAGUGCCUUCAUGAGUUUGAGUUUCUGAAGGAGAAGUUAGUGAGUGCACCGAUCCUCGUGUCGCCUGAUUGGAGCUUACCAUUCGAGUUGACGUGCGAUGCGAGUGACUACGCAGUUGGUGCGGUGUUAGGGCAGAGACGGGAGAAGCAUUUUCACCCGAUUUACUACGCGAGUAAAACGCUGAAUGAUGCCCAGGAGAAUUACACCACCACGGAGAAGGAGUUGUUGGCGGUGGUGUUCGCGUUUGAUAAAUUCCGAUCAUAUCUCGUUCUUUCGAAAACCGUCGUGUUCACUGAUCAUUCUGCUCUGCGUCACUUGUUUCAGAAGAAGGACGCGAAGCCGCGUCUCAUACGAUGGAUUCUGCUUCUUUCCGAGUUCGACAUUGAAAUUAAGGAUAAGAAGGGGGCAGAGAAUGUGGCGGCGGACCACUUGUCCCGCUUAGAGGAUCCGAAGCGAGAGGAGAUUCGUGAGGAGGCGAUAGGAGAUAGAUUCCCUCACGAGUCUAUUGACGCUGUCACGGCAGGAGCCGUGGACCUCCCGUGGUAUAGCGAUAUAGCCAAUUAUUUGGCCGACGGGUUUGUGAUGGAGAGUUUGAGUGCGCAGCAGACGUGGAAGCUGACGAGGGACGCUAGGAAGUACAUCUGGGACGAUCCCUAUCUCUUCAGGAUAGGCGGUGAUCGAGUUUUGAGGAGAUGUGUUAGUAGAGAAGAAGGUGCGGGGAUCCUGAGGCACGUGCAUGAGGGAUUGACUGGAGGACACCAUGGUGCGCAUGUGACCGCACAGAAUUUGAUUGUGGUUUCUAUUGGCCGACAGUAG